Messenger RNA from Onychostruthus taczanowskii (white-rumped snowfinch), 2383 nucleotides. RefSeq names its product phosphatidylethanolamine N-methyltransferase (gene PEMT). The coding region runs from base 419 to 1015 and encodes 198 amino acids. The transcript has 8 exons. Gene Ontology annotation, molecular function: phosphatidylethanolamine N-methyltransferase activity. Gene Ontology annotation, biological process: phosphatidylcholine biosynthetic process. The record is from RefSeq and is a predicted model, not a curated record. NCBI's taxonomy places the organism in Eukaryota, Metazoa, Chordata, Aves, Passeriformes, Passeridae.
UCACCCAAGUGCCCAUGCAGCUCUCAUCUCGGUGCCUGUAUUGCUGUCCCCAAGUGCCUUGCACGGCUGUCCCCCGUGUGCCCGUUCAGGUCUCGCCCAGGUGGCCCCGGUGUCACCUGGGUGCCUGUACAGCUCUCACCCAGCUGCCCGUGCUGUUCCCACCGUCCCUGACUUCGGGGCUUUGAUCAAGCGGGCACCGCUCGCCACGGUCAUUGAUCCCCCAGCGUGGGGGAGAGGGCAAAGUUGAAUGUUCUGUGCCUGUUACGUGGCUGUCCCAGCAGCUCGCAGAGACAGCUCAUCCCAUUAGGGCUCCCCUUUUAUCCCGAAAAGCACACGCCAGGCACAGGCCAAUCUGCCUCCCGCUGGCGGCCGCGAAUUUGGUUGUUGAGCAGGAGAAAAGAAGGUGGAUGUGGCAGCCAUGGUGCAGCUCUUUGGCUACGUGGAUGUCACCGACACUGGCUUCAUUGUGGCUGUCCUCUCAAUCGCCUUCAACCCUUUCUUCUGGAAUGUGGUAGCCAGAUGGGAGCACAAAACAAGAGCACUCAGCCAAAUCUUCGGCUCUCCCCAUGCUGCCUGUUACUGCCUGGGUGCUGUGAUCCUGGUGCUGAACUGUGUGCGCAGCCACUGCUUCACAGAAGCCAUGAAGAGCCAGCCGAAGCUGGAGGGCUGGGACUGCCACUGGACCUACUACUCAGGCUUGGCCAUCUCGGCUGUGGGGACCUUGUUUGUCAUCUCCAGCUUCUUAGCACUGGGAUUCACCGGGACGUUCCUGGGUGAUUACUUUGGCAUCCUGAUGGAGGAAAAAGUGACCAGCUUCCCCUUCAGCAUCCUGGAUAACCCCAUGUACUGGGGCAGCACAGCCAUCUACCUGGGCUGGUCCCUCAUGCACGCCAGCCCAGCUGGCCUUUUGCUGACAGCUGUAGUGGCAAUUUCCUACACAAUCGCUGUGCUGUACGAGGGGCCUUUCACAGAGGAAAUCUAUCGGAAGAAGCAGAAGGGAGUGAAGAGCAAGUAGCCCCAGGGCACUCUCUGGGGUACCUCGUGCCUCUCCGGUCCCCACACGGUCUGAUUUGCCCAUUUUCCUACUGAGAUGUAUCCUACUAAUUAACCCAGCAACCCUUAAUGAGCCAGCUGAGCUCCCUGCAGCACUGGAAGUGACCAGAGGAACAGCCUGAGCGUGGUGGCAGCUCCUUGCCACAGCCCAUGGGAGAUGGAGGUCCCUGUCCCCAGGGCUCUGUCCCGGUCACUGCAGCUCCCGGGAGUUCCACAGUGUGGGACUUCCCCACCUCUUCUCCCACACUGAUUGCUGGAGAUCUGCAGGCAAAAAGGAAUUCCCUUUGGACUGGAGGGAAAGCAGAGUAAUGAUGGAAACACCGGGGGCCUUUCAUAAGUGAGCUCAGCGUGUCCUGAAGAUCAUCUGAAGGUGCAGCCUGAGAGCCACGAGAAGCAGACAAAGCUCAGCUCCAGCAGUGGAGAGAGCUCAGGAGCCCCUGAGGAUUCAAACACAGAUGGGGAAGGAACAGGGGAAGCUGCUGUGAGCUCAACAACAGCAAAACCUGCUGCAAAACCAAAAAGCAACCCCUUAUUUUUUUGGGACAGGAACCUCCCCAUCCAGAGCUGCAGUUUCUCAUCCAUGUAGAGCCCUGCAGCUUCUCCACACUAUUGCAAAGGCUCUGAGAAAAUUGACUGACAAGCACAGGAGUGUGAAUGUAUGACCUAAACCAGAGCCCAGGGGCAUGGAGGGAUGGCAGCUGUCCUAUGGGGAAGACCCAGCAUGGAGAAGACCCAGGGGAAGAGUCAAUCCCUGUCUGCACUUCACAGAUAUCCCACUCCUGGCCAUGUUGAUGCCCCAGCCCCUCCUUUUCCCUGGGUCCAGGGUCCUGCUGCCUUUCCCACCAGCCAGUGCCUUCCAGCUGUUUUCCACGGUCUUGCAGGGGCAGUGGGAGGGAGGGAAGAGAGGGCAAGGUUUGUUUCUGCCUUCCACACCGUGCAGCAGCCAGGUACAGAUGUGCCCCUCUGCCCCUGCCACCAGCCUGCCCCAAAACUGUCCAGUGCUGAAUCCUGCCUUGAACAGAAAGAUUCCAGAGGUGAUGCUCCAGCCCCAGGCUCUGUUUCCACAGAUUCCCAGAACAGUUUGAGAAAUGAACUGUAAAUGACCAAAUGAGCAGGUGCUGGAGAAGGGAGCUGUGCUGCUGCCAGCUCCACACGGGCACUGGAAUGUGGCACCACAUCUCAGCACCACACUGUCCCCUCCACAGAGGGUCCUCUCUCUUCUCAGUGUCACCUCCAUGAAACGGUUCCAUUUCCUUUUGCUUUUACACGUUGUAAUUAACUCACCCUCCGGGCAUUGCUCAGCAGAAUUAAAAGUGUUGGUCUCUUUUCA